GGUUUCUGUGCAGUGGUGCAGAGCUAUAACAGGGUGAAAAACACUGAGGCCAAGUUACCAUUAAAGGGGUGAACAAGGCACUAGGACCUAGGAGAAGUCUCAUCCACCCUGGCAGGAAUUUCUUGCUUGGAGCUCAGACAACAAAGGCAGAGUGAGACUGGUUUUCUUUCUCUCAGCAUCUCCACCCUACGAGCUGAAAACCGCUUCAGAUCUUUAGGGUUCACCAAACUAUGGAACUUGAUUUUGGACACUUUGACGAAAGAGAUAAGACGUCCAGAAACAUGCGAGGCUCACGUAUGAAUGGAUUGCCCAGCCCCACUCACAGUGCUCACUGUAGCUUCUACCGAACCCGGACCUUACAGGCACUGAGUAAUGAGAAGAAAGCAAAGAAGGUGCGUUUCUAUCGCAAUGGGGACCGCUACUUCAAGGGGAUUGUGUAUGCCGUGUCCUCCGACCGCUUCCGAAGCUUUGAUGCUUUGUUGGCUGACCUGACCCGUUCUCUGUCUGAUAACAUUAACCUGCCUCAGGGAGUUCGCUACAUCUACACCAUUGAUGGGACCAGAAAGAUUGGGAGCAUGGAUGAACUGGAAGAAGGGGAAAGCUAUGUCUGUUCAUCUGACAACUUUUUCAAGAAGGUGGAGUAUACCAAGAAUGUCAAUCCCAACUGGUCCGUCAAUGUGAAGACAUCGGCCAACCUGAAAGCACCUCAGUCUCUGGCCAGCAGCAACAGUGCCCAGGCAAGGGAGAACAAGGAUUUUGUGCGUCCCAAGCUGGUGACCAUCAUCCGCAGUGGGGUGAAGCCCCGAAAGGCUGUUCGCGUGCUCCUGAACAAGAAGACUGCACAUUCGUUUGAGCAAGUUCUCACUGAUAUCACUGAAGCUAUAAAACUGGAGACGGGUGUGGUCAAAAAAUUGUAUACCCUGGAUGGGAAACAGGUGACCUGUCUCCACGAUUUCUUUGGGGAUGAUGAUGUAUUUAUUGCCUGUGGUCCGGAAAAAUUCCGCUAUGCACAGGAUGACUUUUCUCUGGAUGAAAACGAGUGCCGUGUAAUGAAAGGGAAUCCUCCGACCACUCCAGGCAGCAAGUCAUCCCCAACCCCUCAGAAGAGCUCAGCGAAAAGUCCAGCCCCCAUGCGCCGGAGCAAGUCUCCAGCCGAUUCAGGUAACCAUCAAGAUGCAAAUGGAACAUCAAGCAGUCAGCUGUCUACACCCAAAUCCAAGCAGUCUCCAAUCUCCACACCUACCAGUCCAGGGAGCCUCCGUAAGCACAAGGUAGACUUGUACCUGCCUCUGUCCUUGGAUGACUCUGAUUCCCUUGGAGAUUCCAUGUAAAGGAACACAAUUCUAAUUGUCCGUAUACAAGCUAUGUUUAAGAUACAGUACAGUACUUCUGCCAAAAGAAGUAGAUAGGUGACUGGUACUUUCAAAUCAAAGGACACAAAGUUAUAUGUCAUUUUUUUCUGUGUUUUUUCCUCCGUGCCACAAAUCGACACCUAUCAACUAAUAGGGAUAGAGUGAUACCAUCCUUCUGAGUAAUUAUAUAGAUAUGCGAAAUGGGCAUUGCCAGCAAUCUGACGCCAGUUAUCUCAUGCAUUUCCCCUUUACUUCAGUGCUUUUCUUCUGCUCUAAGUUCUUGAGUUUACUGUUAACUGCAGAAAAGUUGACAGUUCCCACUAGAAGUACAUAAAUAAAUCUUUCGCUGAUCAAUUCUAAAACUAAAAGAAAACAAAUACUAAUCUCCACCUUUUCAAAAUGCUGAUGAAUGCUAGCAGCUCUUUGAAAGCAGAUCUGCUUCUAAUUUUGAAUCCCUGGUUUUAGCACCUGCAUGCUGUCUAGCACCAAUUUCUGUUGCUGAAGGAUGAGGAGAGAGAUGACUUGUUGCUCUGGUAAAAGAUGCUUAAGAUACCAGCAGAAUGUGAAACACAGGAGUUUGGACAAGAUUCAGAAAUGCUGCAUAAAAUGCUAAGUAAAGUUUUUAUAGCACAGUAAUUACAUUAUAAAUUUAUGUAUUGGGUCAUUUUCUAAUAACUAAGCAAAGAUAUAUAUAUACGUCAGCUGGGUGGUGAACCAGGUUUCUCAUGUAACCCAAAGAUAAUGCUGGCUGAUAUCAAGUUAUUAUACCUGCCAUAUGGUAUCUCUCUAUCUCUGCUUAUAAUAUUAAUGCCUUGUAAACAGCCAACACUGAAAACACUGUGAGAAUUUGUUUUCAGGUCUGACACCUUUAGAUCGCUUUUUGUAGCAAGAAACCAAUACACUUUUUAUAAAAAAAAAAACGAAAAAACUUGUAUCUGUGUUUUGGGAGUAAGUAUUCAAGCUCCUUUUUUAUAAAAGCUGGUGAUUUUCUUUUGUUUAAAAAACACAUUCAGAAAAAUUUACAAAAAAAAAAAAAAGAAAAGCCAACUGAAAACAGUAAUAACCUGUGUUUAGAAAUCAUGUCAUCACUGCCAAACAGAAGAGAAGUCAACUCAAAAUAAUGAAUGUUUUGAUAGUUUUCUUGUAAUGUUUAAACUUGCAUUUUUGGUUUAUACAAUUCAAUACCCCUAACUAUGGCCAGAUGCUCCAAUUAUAUUACAAAUGGAAUUUUGUGAUAUUCAAAAAACGUAUUUUAAGAAACUCAUAUCGGGGGGAAAACAAACUGGCAUGGAAUUUAGAGAAACCUUUCACUUUUACUAAUUACUAAUGACUCCUGCAGGAUGCAAAGUUCAUGUAUUUACAAAAUGCUGGUGGUUUUUACUAUGCUUAGGCUUUACUGGCAUAGGUUAGUCCUUUCAGUGAACCUGACUACUACAAAACUUUACCUGGGUACAGUACAUGCAAACAAACCUUUUGUUGUUGGUGGUUUUGCUUUUAUUUUUACUUUGUUUCAGCAGAUAUGCAUAUUUUUUUAUGUCCUUGCAAUCCCCAGUCAUUAGAGUGAACUAUGAAGUUGUGGAAUUGGAUGCUACCCGAAUGCUUGGCAAUAGGAUGACACCAUUUUCUUUCUUCAUUUGUGCCAGGAUGCCAUUCCAUGUAUUUUGUUUUUUCCAUUGUUACCAUUAACACUCUGUACUGGCUGCAUUUUUUAUGAUGUUGUGUAUAAUGUAAGGUGUUUUUUUUUAAAAAAAAGAAGAAAAAAGAGUCACGUGUGAGAUGAUCCAAAACAAACGUUGGAGUAACCCAGAGGCUUGAGUUAUUUUGCACCAAAUUUGCACCUACAAUCUUGAGCCCACAAUUAUUUGCACCCACAAUGUUGCAUGAGAAAUCAUUUCAUUCCCAUGAAAAACAUAAUUUAAAUGUGUAACCCUCUGACCACUUCGGGGUUAAGUGCCCAUUUGACCUAUUGUAUUAAGAUAUUUUACUUCAAUUCAGAUGGACGAGGGUUCAUGUUCUUUCCUGGUUAAAGCUUCUUGUUGGGGAAGGACAGUUUUGUGAACAAAGCACAGGAGUGUUGUCAGGCAAUCUUAGUUCAGCUCUUGGCUCUGCCAGAUUUGGUGUAUGAACUGGAGCAGGUCUCUUAGUUUCUUGGUGCCUCCAUAUAUUUAUCUGUAAAAUGAAGAUAAUAACUGCUCUAUUUAACAGGGGCUUGUGAGGCCGAAUGUCCAUUAAUGUUUGUAAAGUGCUUUCAGACCCACUGAUGGAAGGUGCUACAUAACUGCAAGGUUUUACUAUUUGUGGACACAAACCUGGUUAUUUUAGGGGCUGAUGGUUGGGGGUAUGACCUAUUGGAUGCUAUUUUAGAAGCCAUUCUUGAAAAAUGGCUCUUUAAGUAUAAAGGCAUCAUAGAACAAAUUAAUUAUGCCAACAAUACUACUGACUACAGCCUGUGUUAUACUGAGAAGUCAAAUUUGCCUUUGGCACAAUGGAAACUGGCUUCCUCUUAUCUUCUCUGGUAGGAAUCUUGAAGAUCCCCAGUUUUUCCCCAGGGCCUUCCUAAAGGCUCUGAAUGGUAGCCACCAUCCUACCUGUUAAAGAUGACUGAGCAGUUCUGCAGUGACAAUGAUGCUUCUUAAUGAGGCAGAAGAAUGGUCACUUGAGUGACACAAUAUGCUCCCACCCCAUCCAUGAUCUGAGUGUCUUGCCACUCAUCUCCCAAUCCCUGUCAGUUUAGGCAUCAAGAGACUAGCACCGAAAAAUAAAUCUAAGACGUCCUUACAGCAGUUCAGAACACUUAUCAAUAGCUCACUGGGAAAUCCAAGUUUCUUAUAUCCAUAAGCAGAUAUGAGUCAUAUUACUGACAGCACUACUGUAUGGUGCUUAGAGAGGCCUCAGAAAACUCAGUUUCUCUUCUCCAGGAUCUGUCAAAAUCAGUUUGCAUGAGACAAAGCAGGAACCCAAAGACUGAAUGGAACUUUGGACAACCUACUAUAUGGGUAGCUUAAGCAGAAGUAGAUAGGUUUCCAUCUGUCAUGAACAGUGCUUAGAUAAUUCAAAAACAAAACCAAAAAACCCUGCUAGUGGAACUUUCUAAAGAACUGUUACAAGUGUUCUUUGUGAAUUGCACUUAAAGUGACAUGUCUGAGAACUUGAUCCUGCAAAUACUCACUCAUGGGAGGAGUUUUCCAUGUUCAAGGACUACUCACAUGAGGAAGGGUUCUUCGGGACCAAGCCUGAUGAUUGUUUUUGAGCACACGCUGCCUCAGCAAGGGAAUUUACAAAGGCCUAAUAGAAGAAAGCAUUUUCUUCAGAGGGAAAAUAAUAGCCAUUCAGUUGAGCAAAAGCCACUAGUAACACAGGGUAAGAGGUCACACUCCCAGGUUUAAGAUGCAUUUUUCCAGGUAGAGAUACCUGGAUUAUAGGUAGAGAUCGGUGAGCAUUUCAGAGGUAACACAUAGUUAGUCUGUAUGAAUGCUGAUAUUGCAUGAGUACUUGUACAGAAAUGCAUGUGGAAUAGCGUCCAUAUGGUGCUAGGCUUUUUCCAGGAUCCCUGGAAGAUAAAAAGAAAAGAAUUAUAGACAGUAUACUAGUAAUUUCAAUAUAUGGAUGGCCCUGAUUCAGGAAACCAUGCAUGCAUGUGCUUAUUUAUAAGCAUGUGCUUAAAUCCCAUUUACUUCAGUGGGACUUAAGCACAUGCUUAAGUGCUGUUCUGAAUUGUGAUGAAUUAUGAAUUACUUGUAGCAUACUACUGCAGCAAUUCCAGUCAAAUUGAGUUACUUGGAGCAGACUAUAGUAAUGCUAUGAUAAACUUCAGCAUUCACUUCUAAUUUUUUUCUUCUUUUAUAAACACACAAAACUCCUCAGGAUAUAAGGAUUUGCCAUAUUCUAUUAUAAAAGCGCUGUCUGAUUUCCCAUAUGAGGCUGUUUUAAGUGUUUUCAGAGACAGGGUCACUAUGACUGCAUUGUUUGAAAACGAUACAUGAAGGAAUCGUAAGCAUUAUGUAUUACAUAGCUCUGUCUGUACUUUACACUGUGCCUGGUCUAUUUCAGUGUCUAUACAUAUUAAGCAGUAUGAAUGCAUAUGUCAAGGCAUAUCCACAUUGAGGAGGAUGCGAGCAAUGUCAGUGGCAGUUUUGUGUGUAGAAAAUCAGGCCCACAGAGUACUGCAUGAAAUUAUAGAUCCUUCUGAAACUUUUUGUUAAUAUCUGAUCCUAAAGUGUAUGGACCAGUGAAUUGUGAAGCUUCUCCAGCUCUACCACCAGAGCAGCUAAUCUAGUCUCUGAUUUACAUGCAUGAAGCCCCUAAGGUAGACUUUAAAGAUUUCAGUGACUUGGUUUUAAUUUGGCACAUUUUUUGUGAUGGGAUGUCAGACUUCCUUCUGUCCUAAAAGUGUCUCCGUUCCUAAUCUCUGUACAGUGAGUGUUGCCUUUUCCAGGGCUAGGAAAUCUAACUGUGUUACGCUCUGUGAAAUCAGAAAAUUUAGUUUAGCUCAGCUGCCACAUCACUCUUUCACUGUGGUCUGUGUGUCUCUCACAAACACACACCGGCUGUGGUUUAGCCUUGUUUCAGUCUUGCAAUUUUUGAAUGUUACAAAUAAGUAAUUUUUAAUACAGAAAAGGUGAUGUGAAGAGUAUGUUCUCCUUUAAUAUUAUAAAAUAUAGGACCUCUUACGUGAUGUGUUGGUGGCUGCUCCUUAUUGUCUUUGACCUUAGAAAUGACAUCCUGCUACAUCACGUGGUAGCUCCUGACAAUGCUCUUUCUGGGCCAUACAAUAUCCUUGCUUAUGUGCAACUCCAUUGACAGGCAUCAGUGGAAGUCACGUUCUCUAUUCAAGGGUACAGUAUGACCCUUAAAGUUAAACCUUUCUUCCCUUAAUGUCAAUAAGAGUUUUGACAUUUACUUCAAUGGCAGCAUGAUAGGGUCCUUAUAUCUAUCCUUCACCCACUGAAGUCAACAGGAGAGAUGCCAUUAACUUCAGUAGGAGCAGGAUCCAUCCUUACAGAAAAUAAAUAAGGAAAUAAAAACCAGGCAAGUUAAAUACAUGGAAAUAUGGUAUAGUCACAGAGUCAUCUGAAAGUGCCCAUGGUGUAGUCUCCCCAUGUAUUAACAAUCAAAUGUAGGUAAGAGGGAACGAACUAGUUUCUUUCUUUUAACGGUGAUUUUACAUGUGUUUUGAAAGUGAUGAAUAUUCAAGUUAUUUUUCUGGUUGUGGAUCCAAUAUUAAAGCGGUGGGAAGUUGCUUUUCAGGGUCCAUGAUGUCAUCUGUAUUUGGGGGCUCGAUGGCUCACAGUGUUUGCAAAUGAGACACAGAACUUGUCACCACUAGGUCUACAUUGAGAUUUAAGCCAAUACAGAGAGUCAGGUAUGUUUGCAGUGGGGCAUAUGCUUUAUUAGUGAUAUCCUUGAAACAAUACAGCUAGCAUUAAAUUUGGGUAUAGUGAGACCAACUUGAUUAACUUUUUAAGUGCCUUUCAGCACAUCUCCACUCUUUGGGUUUCAGAAAUGCUUGCUAAUAAUGAAAAGCCCAAUAAGAUGUAAGUGUGAACUGGCAGCCAGGGUACGCUACCUGAAUCUGGAGUCUGCUGAGAUGAUUAUUCUGCUUCAUAUUUAUUCAGCUGGAUCUGGGUUAGCACACUGUGAAAAUGAUGGUCUAGUUUAUCAUAGAUUCAUUCUGCCUGGUGGCACUGAUGCCCUUUCACAGCAUGUCCAUGGAUCUAAGGAGCCUUCUCAAUGGUAGCUCAGGAAUGAGAUGAAGCUGAAUCCUGUUUCUCUGAAGGCAGCCUGCUGGGCAUGUAUUAGAUAGGAUUGGAGGGUUCUUGCUGCUCCAGUCAUGGAUCCUGUUGUUGGGUCUUCUUGCUCCCCACCCUCUCCCACUUCCACUUUUCUCCUGGCCUUAGCUUUGGUAUAUCUUGUAACACGUGUCUUCAGUUGUAAAGCUGGGUGUGGGAUUCCUAUAACUCUGCCUUUUUCUCUGAACACUUUAAGAUCUGGCCAUUCAGCAUCUGAUUGAUGGGUCUGGUAAAGAAAUCUUCAUCUUCCGAUCCGUCAGGAGUUGUGCUGGAAAAACACCACAUGCUAAUGGUGUAGCUCUAUGUGCUAAGAGACCCUAAUGUGGUUCUUGAGAUGUUUUUCCUUAGAGUUUUUAUUGUAACAACUGCUCUUUCAGAUUCCCCAUUUGGUGCAGGAAAUGAGGAACAUUAGUUGUUUGGUCAUGGUCACAAGGCCUGGUUCUUAUUUAAAGUAAGACCAUUUUACACUGCUCUUAGAGUGAGAGUAAACUACACUUGUACCCAUUGUGAAGCCCUUUUGCACGGUGAGCGUGAGUAAGGUGACCUUAGGGUAAAUGAGCCUCAAGCCCAUAUUCUUAGCCUAGUGGAUAGAGCACUAGACUGAGAUUCAGCAGACCUGGCUUCUAUUCCCAGCUCUUCCAUGGGCCCACUGGGUGACCUUAGGCAAGUCACUUCUCCUCUUGAGCCUCUCAGUUCCUGCAUGAUGGAAAGGGCUGUAGAAGAGCUAGGGAUUCUUUUUAUUUAUUAUGUAAUGAAGUCCGCAAACUGCACUGGAGCGAACCCCUGGUCCAUUGUCCUUGGCAAAAGUUUCAAGAACUCAUUAUCACGUGAACAUGGUUUUUAAUCUGUUAACCCUGUGUGUGGAUGAGUUUGCUGGCAGAUUAGCCUCUUUCACAUAUUGUGAAUAGGAAGCUACUGCUACUCUCCUGGUGGUGUUGGUUAAGUUACAUCGGUCGGUGUUUAUUAGCUGCCUUUGUCUUUCUCUCAGCUCUAAUUGACACUGUGCUUUUUUUGCACAAAUUACACAGCUUUCCACCAAGUCCAUUUUAACUGUCCUGGACACCAGACUGUUCGAUGUGCUCUUGCGCUGCACUUUAUCACUUCUCUGUGAGUUUAAUGGAUCUCUCCAAGCCCUUCCUCUCUUUGAUCUUGUGGUUUGAUGAGCCUCUGUCCUUUUAAGAGCAGACUGUCCACUAUAUUGAUGCCUCAUUUGUACUUCCAGUAUUGUAGGAGCUGUUCAGGGAUUGCUCCCUUUUUUAGCCUGCCUGUCUCUGCCUAUCUGCUUAGUAUCGGCAAGUCCUAGGACCUUUGUUGUGCUUGCCCAGUUUGGACUGGGUCACUGGGAAGCUUUGACUUAUCUGGUCUAUGUACAGCUUGAGUUCUAUACAAAUUCUUCUUUCAUGACUGGGCUAUGUGAGGAAACUCUGGAGAGAGCAUUUGCCCACACAAGGCUUAUCCUGGGAAUAUGCAGUACUGUGUAGUUGAAGAGAAGUCAGGGCAGGUGGAAUCUCAGUGUUUAGGAGGAUGGCUCGUGCCGGGUCUUCAACCACAGCAAGGAGCUCAAGACAGGCGAUUGUCAUAAGCAAGGGAGACUGAAUAACACAUGAAGACAGAUAAAGGAAUAAUGACACUAGACUGGGCUUUCCCACUCAUAAAUGGUGACUGGUGUGGACUCAAUUCUGGCAAGGGAGCACGGGGUGGAAAUUGUCCCCGUCAUUUCUGGCUCUCUCAAAACUCUUGGAGAGUCCAGCCAGGGGCGGCUGUAGCUUUUUUGCCGCCCCAAGCACGGCAGGCAGGCAGGCGGCCUUCAGCGGCAUGCCUGCGGGAGGUCCC
Messenger RNA from Gopherus evgoodei (Goodes thornscrub tortoise), 8974 nucleotides. RefSeq names its product doublecortin (gene DCX). The transcript has 8 exons. Gene Ontology annotation, molecular function: microtubule binding. The record is from RefSeq and is a predicted model, not a curated record. Lineage: Eukaryota; Metazoa; Chordata; Testudines; Testudinidae. Gene Ontology annotation, biological process: photoreceptor cell development; intracellular signal transduction; axoneme assembly. Bases 231 to 1331 code for a protein of 366 amino acids. Gene Ontology annotation, cellular component: neuron projection; axoneme.